Rhinichthys klamathensis goyatoka is the source of this 1922-nucleotide messenger RNA. RefSeq names its product interleukin 17 receptor E-like (gene il17rel). The record is from RefSeq and is a predicted model, not a curated record. Lineage: Eukaryota; Metazoa; Chordata; Actinopteri; Cypriniformes; Leuciscidae. The coding region runs from base 62 to 1627 and encodes 521 amino acids. Gene Ontology annotation, molecular function: interleukin-17 receptor activity. The transcript is spliced from 16 exons.
GUCAUUCACAGCAACAAAGUAAGUUUGUAGAGGAGCGUCUGCGCGCCAACACUGACCAAACAUGAAAUAUCUUCAGCUUCUUCCUCUUCUGCUCCUCAUCCUCCAGAGCCACGAGGUCCAUAUGAACACAAUUGAGAAGAACCAGGACUGUGCUUGGAGUUGUUCUGAGGGUCUACAGUGUAAACCCAGAGCUUACUCUCCACUGUCAGAAUUUCCCUGCAGAGAUCAGCCUUCUCUCAGCGGCGUGUUCAGUAAUGUGAUGUUGUCUACCGCUUUGGCGUGUGAGGAGAGGAAAUGUUCACUCCAGCUCAGAAUUGCAACAUCAGUGAAUGUUACUGGUGAUAUCCGUGGAGUUUUAGUGUGUGCUGAUUCUGCAGGGAUGAUAGGACAUUGCCAGAUUUAUACAUUUGGCAGAGUUGGCAGAGGAAACGCCACAGGAAAACAGGUUGAUGUGCAGUUUAAGUGUGUUCCCGUUAGACCUGGACAGCAUAUGUUUGUGACUCUCAAAACGAUUCCCAACUACUGUACGGCCAUGCAGUCACAACAACACAUUGUUCCCGAAUGCAGUCAUGAAGGAAUCAGAGACUCAAUUGCAGAGUGCAUCACUGGGAAGCUGGCAUACACUGUAGAUAAAGACAGGAAUACAUUAACAGUGAAAGUGACUAAUGCUCGUGAGGACACAGAUUACAAUCUCAGGCUCUGCCAUAAACGCAGUGUUAUCUGUGCAGGGGAAGGGCCACACAGAACGAUAAAACCACAACAUCUGCAGAAAAGCAUAACGCUUCAGUAUUCCAAAGCAUUACCCUGUUUGUGCAUUGAGGGUUGGCCUGCCAGAGCAGAUGCACGGAGAGUUCAAGUGUGUCCAUUCAAAAACAAUUUAGAAGAACUGUGGUCUGGGAUAACCUAUGACUUCAGUAAGGACGAGCUGAUAUGGGAGCCGCUGUGUCCUGUCAAAGUGUCAGUUUCUCUAUGCCAUGUUGAUGGAGGAAAAAGCUGCCGAGACCUCGGAAAUGUUUUUCAUUCAAAGGGGGAAAAAGUGAUAUUCUCCUCUGUGGAUCCACACCCUACUCUUUGCACGAAGUUUACUACUGAAGUGGGGACAUGGAUUAAGUGUCCUUUUGCCAAAGGGAAUUUCUCAGUUUGGACAGCAAAGAUGACAUCAAAAAAUGGUCAGCAGUGGGCAGAGAUAUCAACAUGGGUCAAAGCCAACUUCUCAGUUUCAGUGUGUGAGAUGAAACCAUCUUCUAAGUGCAAACAAAUCGAGGGAAACAAGUCCCAAACCCUUUCUGUGGGCAAAAUGAAGCGCACAGUUUUCAACUUGUCUAAAAAUGCAUGUGAAGUGUGUGUUUGCAUCCAGGUCCAGAGGGUAGAUGUGCACUUCUCAGUCCCUGUACUUCAGUGCGACUUGCAGUGUUUAAAUUGGUGUCGUGCCCAGGAGAGAAGUCACUUUCAGGACAUUGAGAAGAUCUUACUGUCUGCUGUCAUUUUUCUGACAGUGAUCCUGGCAGCUGCCUUGUUUGGUAGAUUGACAAUUAAAGGUAAACUGACAGCAGUUCGACACACCUGUUGCCGCUGGCUUGAAGGAAAUGGUGAGAAUGUUGUUGGUAACAGUACACAUUUGGUCUGAGAUGAUAGAAUCCACGACAAAAGAAUUCUAAAUGUAAGUUUAAUGACCAUUUCCAGUCAAAAUAAGAGUAGUAAUAAUAAUAAUUAAAAGCAAAUGCCAGAUGGAAGGCUUCAACUCAAGUCAAAUAAUAGUAGACCUACCAGUUCCAAACCCGCAUUUAUGCAAAAUGAAUUGGGUGUGGACUUGUUGCAAUAAAUAAGAUGCAAAUCUCUGAUAUACUGGUUGCUAGACUCCAGUUGCUACUGUUUGUUUUUCUUGGAAAUUUCUUGGUUUAUUUUCAUGUGUUUGUUUCUGG